AUGGGUCUCUACAGCAAGCUGGCGGAUGAUAUUACAGAGGUGGACGUGAUCAUUGCUGGAGGCGGAACAGCAGCUUGCGUCCUCGCUGGUCGUCUCGCGGCCGCCGACCCUCAAUUGUCCAUCCUCGUCAUUGAAGGCGGCACGAACAACCGCGAUGUUCCCAAUGUCGUCCACCCCGCCUUCUUUCUGGACCACCUUGCCCCGACGAGCAAGACCGCAAUCUUUUACCAGGGCAACGUAUCCGACAAGCUGGCAGGUCGCGGUCCCAUUGUCCCGGCUGGAGGAAUACUCGGUGGCGUAUCGUAUACCGAAAAUGAGCUCUAA
This is a messenger RNA of Colletotrichum lupini, 324 nucleotides long. Its product is annotated as GMC oxidoreductase. NCBI's taxonomy places the organism in Eukaryota, Fungi, Ascomycota, Sordariomycetes, Glomerellales, Glomerellaceae. The record is from RefSeq and is a predicted model, not a curated record. The transcript is spliced from 3 exons. Bases 1 to 324 code for a protein of 107 amino acids. Gene Ontology annotation, molecular function: oxidoreductase activity; flavin adenine dinucleotide binding.